Humulus lupulus (European hop) is the source of this 1954-nucleotide messenger RNA. RefSeq lists its product as uncharacterized. The coding region runs from base 153 to 1349 and encodes 398 amino acids. Gene Ontology annotation, molecular function: double-stranded DNA binding. The transcript has 2 exons. Lineage: Eukaryota; Viridiplantae; Streptophyta; Magnoliopsida; Rosales; Cannabaceae. Gene Ontology annotation, biological process: regulation of DNA-templated transcription; chloroplast organization. The record is from RefSeq and is a predicted model, not a curated record. Gene Ontology annotation, cellular component: chloroplast.
AAAAAAAAAAAAAAAACCGGAGGACAGGGAUAGAUAGUGACAACAAAUCCUGAGCUCGUGCGAACGAUUUCAAAGAACCAAAUCCCUAAAGAGGGCUGCCAUUGCUGUGAGCUUCAAAUCUGAAAUCGUUGCGCUCAGAUUCAUAAUUCCCAAUGUUGAGCUUUCUUCACAAACCCCAGUUCCGCAUCCAACGAAUCAUCCUCGCCUUCCUCAAUACCAACUCCAAUUGUGCUGGCGGAGCCAAUGUCGACGGCCAUCGAAGCUCAGUACCCGUUCUCAAAUCCUUCUCUACACUCUCUCCUCCAACCUCUUCCUCUCCAACUGUCGACUAUCUCAUUACAUCUCUUGGAAUCUCCCCGGAGUUAGCUCUUGCGGCGGCGCAGACUAUCGGCCGUGAACCAAAACCCAAGUCCGACGAUGUCAUCGCUCUUUUCAGGCGAUACGGUUUCUCUUCCGAUCAAAUCGCUGAAAUGUUCGUCAAAUGCUCCCAGCUUUUCUGGUCCGACGCAGUGAAAACUCUCGAGCCCAAGCUUCAAUUUCUCUCUGAUAGCGGAAUGUCUCGCGAAAAUCUUAUUCUCAUCGUCUCCACCGACCCUUUCCUUCUUAAACGAAGCUUGGAGAAUCACAUAUCGCCUUGUAUUCGGUUUUUGAAGAGCUUCUAUGGCGGCAUCGACGAAGUCAUUUCGCUUUGCUUAGCCAGGCGCGGCACUUGGGUUCUCCGCCAGUUUUCAGAGGCAAUGGCGUCUAAUAUCGAGACACUACGGAGUCAGGGUGUGCCAGAUGAUAACAUUGUGAAAAUGUUAGAAAUUCGACCGAGAACUCUGGCUCAGAACGAAAAUGACUUCGCCGAGCUUGCGAAGGAAGCUAAGAGACUUGGCUUCGACACAUCGAGCUCGUUGUUUAUCCAUGGGAUGGCCAUUCUUUCGGGGAUGAAAAAGGACAAAUGGGUGUCGAAAAUGGACGUUUUCAAGAGCCUGGGAUGGUCUGAAGAGCAAUUUCGGGUUUUGUUCGUUAGACAACCGCAAGUAAUGGGUGCCUCAAAGGAUAGACUGAAGAUGGCAUUGGAGUUCUUUAUCACCAAGUUCCAAUGGGGUCCGAGUGAUUUUUGCAAAUAUCCUAAUAUUCUCUUGUUUAGCUUUGAGAAAAGGAUAUUGCCAAGGACCUCAGUGCUUCAGAUUUUGCUCUCAAAACGUCUUAUAGAUAAGAAGAGUAUCGGUAGGGCUUUCUUUCAUUCGAACGAUGUGUUCUUGAAAAGAUGCGUGGAGCAUCACCAACCGGCCCUUCCCCAGCUCUUAGACUUGUUCACCAUAACAAAGGUUGAGGAAGACGUUGUGUGCAGUGGAAACUAAGAUUUCGAGCCAUGGUAAAUGUGACCUCGAAAGUUGGAUUCGCAACAAAUGGUCUCGUAAGGAUUGAAGUAUGCUCCAGGAUUGUAUAUCGAGCCUGCAAAGUACGAUAUAUGACCUCGAAUAUAUGAGCUCGAAACGAUCUCGAUCUCGAAAGUAGCUCCGAGAACACACUCAUCUUCGGGGACGACUUCGGAUCGGGGGUCUCGAGCUAGAUGUACGUACGAUCUCGAAAGACACGUGAUCUCGGGAGAUGUCAUUAGCUCGAACAAUGACGUGAGACCUGGGAUGCUAAAGCCUUAGAGAUACGCGAUAACCACCUUGAAUAUCUACAAGUAUUAUAAAUAUGGGAUAUAAUCCUCAUUUAUUAAUGUAAAUCCCCAAGAAUCGUGGGAUAUUAUUUGGUCAGUUAUGCGUUUCCUGGUCUUCAGGGGACGUUUCCUUUUAUAUCUGAUUAUAGGCAUUUAAAGCAAUUUAUUUUAUUCACAAAAGAGUAACUACCCAAAAUAUGUGGGAUAGUAUUCUGCAUCACUCUCUAUAAAUAGAGAAGCCAUGCACCAUUGUAAUGAACCGAAAUUCUGAUCCUUGAGAGAAAACUCUAAAGAAUU